AGCCGUUCCGGGGCGGAGCCGCGAGCGCCCGGCGGGGUUUGUGCGCUGCACGCGGCGAGAUGGCGGACAGGGAGGAGGCGCUGCGGGAGUUCGUGGCCGUCACCGGCGUCGAGGAGGAGCGGGCACGCUUCUUCCUCGAGUCCUCCGGCUGGGACCUCCAGAUUGCGCUUGCCAGUUUCUAUGAGGAUGGGGGUGAUGAGGACAUCCUGACUCUUCCCCAGCCGACUCCCAGCUCUGUAUCCAGAGGCACUGCAGCCAGUGACCACAGAGUAACAUCGUUUAGAGACCUCGUUCACGCACAGGAGGAUGAUGACGAAGAGGAGGAAGGGCAGCGGUUUUAUGCUGGUGGCUCAGAGAGAAGUGGACAGCAGAUCGUUGGUCCUCCGAGGAAGAAGAGUCCCAACGAGCUGGUGGAGGAUCUGUUCAAAGGAGCAAAGGAGCACGGAGCAGUGGCGGUUGAUCGGACGGCCAAGAGUGGUGGCGAGACAAGCAAGCCAAAACCCUUCGCAGGAGGAGGGUAUCGCCUUGGGGCUACUCCAGAGGAGGAGUCUGCUUACGUGGCAGGAGAGAGAAGGCAGAACUCUGCCCAGGAUGUGCACGUUGUACUGAAGCUCUGGAAGAGUGGAUUCAGUCUGGACAGCGGAGAACUGAGGAGCUACCAGGAUCCGUCCAAUGCCCAGUUCCUCGAUGAUAUCCGCAGAGGGGAAGUCCCGGCAGAGCUGCGUAGGUUAGCACGGGGCGGACAAGUGAACCUGGACAUGGAGGAUCACCGGGAUGAGGAGUACGUGAAACCUAAAAGUGUCUUCAAAGCUUUUACUGGAGAAGGACAGAAGCUGGGCAGCACCGUGCCCCAGGUGAUGGGCACCAGCUCGCCAGCCCAGCAGGCGGAGAAUGAAGCCAAAGCCAGUUCUGCCAUUGCUAUUGAUGAGUCAGAGCCUGUCACCAACAUCCAAAUCCGGCUUGCCGACGGUGGGCGGCUGGUCCAGAAGUUUAACCACAAUCACAGGAUCCGUGACAUCAGGCUCUUCAUUGUAGACGCCCGGCCAGCGAUGGCUGCCACUAGUUUUGUCCUCAUGACUACCUUCCCCAAUAAAGAGCUGACGGAUGAGAACCAGACCCUGAAGGAAGCCAACCUGCUCAAUGCCGUCAUCGUGCAGCGGUUGACAUAAAGGAACCCGCCUUGGCCACACGCCUGCCUGCAGCGCGCAUGUGUUGUCUCCUCCUGUGCGGGCACCCGUGCCGUGCAACACAGGCUCACAUCUACUCGUAGCUCUGGGUUCUUAGGUCUUGGACUUUUUUUCUCUUUAGUUGCGUUUCCCAUGGGGGUUUUUUUUGUGAUGAUCAGUGGACUUUAAAAUAAAUAAAUGAAACGAAUCCGU
Messenger RNA from Cuculus canorus (common cuckoo), 1379 nucleotides. It is a transcript of the gene NSFL1C, whose product is annotated as NSFL1 cofactor. NCBI's taxonomy places the organism in Eukaryota, Metazoa, Chordata, Aves, Cuculiformes, Cuculidae. The transcript is spliced from 9 exons. The record is from RefSeq and is a predicted model, not a curated record. Gene Ontology annotation, biological process: proteasome-mediated ubiquitin-dependent protein catabolic process; nuclear membrane reassembly; membrane fusion. Gene Ontology annotation, molecular function: ubiquitin binding. Bases 60 to 1169 code for a protein of 369 amino acids. Gene Ontology annotation, cellular component: nucleus; cytosol.